CCCACCAACGUUCUCUUCACAACAAAACCAUUCCUCCUCCCGCCAGCAUCACGGGUAGGAUUUCCUCCAACCUUAAGUACUAGCUCAAUCCCGACGACAUCCGUUUCAAAUCCCCCGCCAGCCAACCCGCCACCGCUCCCCGGACAUCCCUCUCGUCGGCCAACAUGGACUUCGGGUCCAACCGGGUGCUGCAGGUGACCAACAUCGCGCCUCAAGCCACCCGCGACCAGAUGCUCACCCUGUUCUCGCACAUCGGACGCGUGGAAGAAAUCCGUUUGUACCCGACGGUGCGUGAUGCCGCCGUGUACGUGCAAGUGCGAUGCUGUUUCCUGCGAUUCGCCGACCCCAGCUCGUUGGCCGUGGCCCAGCAUCUCAACAACACGGUCUUCAUCGAUCGGGCCAUCAUCCUGACGCCCAUUGGCACAGAUUUGGUACCGGAUGAGCACACGGGCUUGAUCAUGGCCCAAGCGGGUGGGGCUAAACGCGAUAAUGGGCUGGGCGGGGAAGUCAAGAUGCCGCCCAAUGUGGUCAAUCGGGUGGAGGGCCACCAUAUUGUCACAUAUGACCCGAGAUUGGAGACCCUGAGUCAUCUACCGCCCUAUCCGCCGCUGCCGGCCCACGCCUCUAAUCAGGAGGUGGAGACCAUUCGGCGAACCAUCACCCUUUUUGGCUUGGAUUCGAGUGUGUCGGCCCAGCAAUGCAUGGAGGUGUUUUCCGCGGCGGGUGAGGUCAAGUUCUUCCGGUUUUGUACGCGCGAGAAUGACGCGGAGAAGUACGCUUUGAUCGAGUUCACGGAUCAAAGCUCGGUGAUUCCGGCGUUGGAGAUGAAUGAUCAACAAAUCGGCAACACUACCAUUAAGGUCAACCACGCGCUAACGUGUAUCUCCAAGCCCACCAACAAGAGUAAUGAGGCCGCUCAGAGGGAAAUUGAAGAGGCCAUGACCAAGGUCAAGGAGGCGCAAAGUCUGGUGUCGGCCGCCGUGGAUCCACUCAUGGGCAUGUUGAGUGGGAAUGGACGGAGUUCUCGCUCGCGAUCGCGCUCGCACUCUCGUCGACCGCGAUCCCGCUCUCGCGAUCGGGGUCGAUCUCAUUACAGUAGUCGGCGGUCACGGAGUCGCGAUCGCAGGCGCUCCCGAUCACGACGCCGAACCCGAUCCAAAGAUCGGAAGAGGAAGACGCGAAGCAAAUCUCGAGAUCGCAAGUCCCGUCGUCGUUCCCGAUCCCGAUCCAAGGAUCGAAAGAAGCGCUCCUCGCGAUCGCGUUCCAAAGACCGCAAGCGCAGGGACAAGGACAAAGACAAAUCCGAGUCUAAGAGGAGCAAGAGCGAGGAGAAGAAUGGCGAGUCGGGAAAUGGAAAAGAAAACGGCUCGUCGCGGGAUUCAAAAUCGCGGGUUCGGUCGCGUAGUCGCGAGAAGCGUCGAUCCCGGUCCAAGGAUCGAAAACGGAGUCGAUCUCGGGAUCGCAAACGGUCCAAGCGAUCGCGGUCCCGGGACCGAAAGAAGCGAUCCCGGUCCAAAGACCGGAAACGCUCCAAAUCGCGGGAUCGCAAACGAUCCAAAUCUCGCGACAGAAAACGAUCCCGCUCUAAGGACCGGAAAGAGAAGAAACGGAGUCGAAGCCGUGAUCGCAAGGUCUCUCAGAAUGACGGGAAAUCCAGUAAGGGCUUGAAACGGGACUACGAUCAAGAAGAGGCCGGCUUCGAAAGCCCGGACACGAAAGGGCGCCCCACCAAAACCACGGAAGAGUCCCUGGAAACUCAAGAUAUGGAGAUCUCGAACUCUCCUUGAACCCACCCUUUUCGUGCUCGCUCCAACUCUCCAACUACCUUGAGACACUAAAGGCGGUUUAAAGAAGUCUGAUUUGUAUUUACAGCUUGAGUUCAACGCCGCCGCAUCUCCGCCCUCGGAGUUCACCGUCUCUCCUUCUCACACACGCACUCCCAUACACUUACAAUCCUUGCUCGUCAUUCGUCAUGAUGCUGUUGCCAUAAUUGUUCUGCGAACUUAUCAUGCUCUUUCUGUAGACUCUUUUCAGGCUGGUGACACGCCCAGUUGGCUUAGUGACCCAUCAAUGUGAUGGUUCAACUCUGGAUAAGCAGAGCCUAUUCACUACCCUCUUAAGUGCGUGUGCGCCUGUGUCAACCCUCAUGCUGUCCAAAACAUCCACAUUGUCUCUUUCUAUCAUUGCUUUCUUUUUUUUUCUCUUCCAUGCAGAUUCAGACUCCCAAUGGAUCGGCAAGUUGAUUUCGCCUCUCAAAAAUCCAACCCCCCUCCAACGAAUUAACCUGCGAAGAACUCCAAUAAAGCAAAGUUGACAGCUCAAA
Messenger RNA from Tigriopus californicus, 2323 nucleotides. RefSeq names its product probable splicing factor, arginine/serine-rich 7 (gene Srp54). Gene Ontology annotation, molecular function: RNA binding. NCBI's taxonomy places the organism in Eukaryota, Metazoa, Arthropoda, Copepoda, Harpacticoida, Harpacticidae. The transcript has a single exon. The coding region runs from base 165 to 1787 and encodes 540 amino acids. The record is from RefSeq and is a predicted model, not a curated record. Gene Ontology annotation, cellular component: nucleoplasm.